Synchiropus splendidus (mandarinfish) is the source of this 6220-nucleotide messenger RNA. It is a transcript of the gene il1rapl2, whose product is annotated as interleukin 1 receptor accessory protein-like 2. The transcript has 20 exons. Gene Ontology annotation, biological process: signal transduction. The record is from RefSeq and is a predicted model, not a curated record. The coding region runs from base 939 to 3134 and encodes 731 amino acids. Lineage: Eukaryota; Metazoa; Chordata; Actinopteri; Syngnathiformes; Callionymidae.
AUGGCAGAUAUCACGCCUGCCCUCUGUCAUGCCGGGGACAGAAUGUGAAAACACUCGAGAUCAAUUCAAGUGAAGUAUCUAGAGGAGGACGUCUGGGGACACGGGUCCAGUUCCGUGCGUAAAUUUGCGCCACAAAGUCAGCGGAGUGCUGCGGCUCCGCGGGAGAGCCGAGCGUCCGCUUGUGUCGCCACGCGUUUGGACGGUUCUGGGUCCAGUCUGGAGAAACUGGGGAGAGGAUUCCAAGAGAAUAGGGAGCAGGAACUUGCUUCCAAUUGUGUCAUCUUGAGGUAAGAGGAGCGGGGGGAGUCGUACUUCGACUACGCGUUCCAUGCGUCUUCAACUGUCCCUGGACUGACUCCCUGGGAGCUCGACUGGUUACAGGCGGACAAAACUUGGACGUCGAUGUUUUGAGAGAAGUUAAGCUCGCUGUCAUCCUCGGAGGAUAAGGAGCUUUUUGUUUUUCACAACUGACGCACUCGAACAUUUUGGAGGAGGAAUCAACCCUCGAACUGGUGCUCUCUAAUAAUACAACAGUUGCAUUUAAAAGGGCAGUUGGACGACCAACCAGGAGGAAUACAAUUCCUAACGGAAAUAUAAAUAUUCACUUCAUCAAUUAAGACGGCUAAAUAAAGGUCCUACAUGUGCACUAUAUGGUGAAGUUACUGAAGGAGUGUGGAUUGUACGCAGGGACCGCUCGGAAGGGAAUUUGUCGACAUUUCGAAAACCUCCAGUCGAAAGUUCUUAUCGAAUAUCCAUCAUUUUAAUUUAACUCUGAGAAGCUGGGUCGAAGGGCAAGGAAUUAUAGCAGCAUUCGCGUCAAGUUUUCACCGUCAACACCCUGGAUUUACGGAUAUUUACUUCAACAAAACAGACACCACUGUCCAGGAAUCCAUUCCAUAGUUUGCUCUGUGCUCUAGAUUCUUUUGGGAAGUGAAAAGAUGAAGACUCCACUGGUCCUCCUCAUAUUCCUGGUGCUCGUCGCUUCAGGAGCCUGUGAUGACGUGAAGUACAUUUCCAAGAGGAACUCAGUGGACGGGUGCAUCGACUGGUCAGUGGACCUGAAGGAGUACCAUGUGCUCGCUGGGGAGCCGGUGCGGGUGAAAUGUGCCUUGUUCUACAGCUAUAUCCGGACCAACUACACCAUGGCCACCAAUGCCAAACUGCGCCUCAUCUGGUACAAGAACAAGGGAGAUGCAGAAGAGCCCAUCACCUUCUCAGGACACAGACUGAGUAAAGAGGACGACUCCAUUUGGUUCAGAUCUGCUGAACUGGAGGACAAUGGUUUCUACACAUGCGUGCUAAGGAACUCCACGUACUGCAUGAAGGUGUCCAUGUCCAUGAUUGUGGAAGAGAGCGAUGAAGGCAAAUGCUUCAGCAGAAAAAUCCGCUACCUGGAGAAAGCUGAGGUCACACACAGCAAGAUGAUCACAUGCAGGGACAUAGAUGACUAUCUGGCUCCUUACAUCCAGCCUCAAAUGAAGUGGUACAAGGAGUGUGAGGAUGUCCAGUGGAGGAGCUCCAUCAUGGUGAACAAUACACACAUCUGGAUCCCUGAGGUGGAGGAGGACGAUGCUGGGAACUACACCUGUGAGUUGAAGUACGGAUCCAGACUGGUCAGGAGGACGACCGAACUUAAAGUCACAGCUCUCCAGACCACUCAGCCUCCCAAAGUCCUGUACCCCCCGGAGAGGCAGGACACAGUGAUAGAAAUCACACCAGGUAUGCCCCUGAGUCUGGACUGCAAAGCUUUUUUCGGCUACAGCGGUGAAAACAGAAGACCCAUCAUUUACUGGAUGAAAGGCGAGAAGUUUGUGGAAGAGCUCGCAGGCCACAUAAAAGAGAGUGAAGUCAGGAUCUUAAGAGAGCAUUUAGGGGAGAAGGAGGUGCAGCUCUCCCUGACCUUUGACGCAGUUGAUGAGACCGACCUGGCCAACUACAGCUGCUAUGUGGAGAAUCACAUUGGCAGGCGCAGCGGCAGCGCUAUUCUCCAAAAGAAAGAUAUGUAUCGUCUGGAGUUGGCCGGUGGACUCGGAGUCAUUUUGCUGCUGCUGGGAGUUCUAACUGCCCUCUACAAGUGCUACAACCUGGAGAUUCUCCUCUGCUACAGGAGACACUUUGGCAGCGAUGAGACAGAAGAUGAUAAUAAGGAGUACGACGCCUAUCUGUCAUACACCAAAGUUGACUUGGAUUCUUUUGGCAGGACCAGUAGUGACGAGGAAACCUUUGCGCUGGAGAUUCUACCAGACGUUUUGGAGAAGCAUUAUGGCUACAAGCUCUUUCUACCCGACCGAGACCUCAUACCCAGCAGUACAUACAUUGAGGACCUAGCUCGCAGCGUAGAGCAGAGUCGGCGCUUGAUCAUUGUUCUGACCCCGGAGUUUGUGGCCAAAAGAGGCUGGAGCAUCUUCCAGAUUGAGACUCGCCUCCACUCCAUGCUGGUCACCGGAGAGAUCAAGGUGAUAAUGAUAGAGUGCACGAACCUGAAGAAUGUCAUCAACUACCAAGAGGUGGAAGCACUCAAACACACCAUCAAGGUUUUAUCCAUUAUCAAGUGGAGGGGUCCCAAGAGCAAUGAGCUGUCCUCCAAGUUCUGGAAGCGGGUGGUGUAUGAGAUGCCCGCAAAACGCAGGGAGACUUUGUCAAGGCGACAGGUGAUGGACUCUGGUGAACAGGGCCUCUUUGGCGACCUCCAGACCACGGUCUCCACCAUUGCUAUGACAACCACCUCUGCUUCUUUGAUACCCAAUAAUGACAGUCGCCAUGGACAUCAUCAGGUUGCCUUGGCAACGGAGAUUCCUGACUACAACCAGAUGACUUUGCCACUGGGUGGUGGUCACAUGGCUACCGCAGCCCAAAUGAGAAAUUUCUGCCGUAGCUACGAGUUCCACCUCCCGACGCAGCCUCCCUCCCUGUCACCGCCUCUCCCUCCUGCUUCCACCGUGCAGUUCUCCACUCUAGGCCACGGGGGGCGCCAUGUUUACUGCAAUAUUCCCAUGACUCUUCUAAAUGGACAGGGGUUGAGAGCAGGUGACUGGGGAAGAAGAGGUCACACAGAGCAGUACCCUUGGAAAGAAGCCCGAUCCUCAUCUGAACAGCACAUUUGUACCGCUCACCAGCAGAGAACUAAGCUCUGAUAUCUGGUAGAAGGACUACUGGCGUCGGCUUGGAAGAUUGUGGUGAAACUGAACGGUGUACAAAUGUGAGGAAGGACUGAAUCUUCCAUUUGCUGUCGUGAUUCUGAAACUGGCAAAGACUUCUACAGAGCAACGUCCCACAGCAGUUGGAUCGAGUGGCUGCAGCAUAUUUUUAGGCCAACCUAAAAUAUCAUCUCAUCAGGUCACACACCUACCAAGGCGGUUCAGAUGGUCACAGAACGAUGCGUAGCAAUGAGCAUCAUGAUGGGUGUUCUACUGGUCAAUGUGGCAAAGACUCAAGUGAGAAAAUGGCUGACUGGCCAGGAUGGAACACAGCUGUCCCUCCACGGGCCCUGCGGACAUGAGGCAGCAGCAACUGCUGGAAUACCAAUCCUGGUUUCAGCUGAGUUGAUCUUCAGUCAGAGCUCUACAGUUUUUACCUUUACAUUGACUAUCAGCUCUUAACCGCCGGAAUGUUGCUCCAAAAAGAAUAACAGUGAGCAAUCCUGUUAAAGUCGAGCUGGAAAUGAACACAUGGUGGUGUGAGAUGGGAAAUAGUGGAACCUGAUUACAACCAGAAGGUUGCACUUUCCAUCUAAAAUUCCUAGAAAUAGUUCUUAUUCCGUUCUCCUGUAAAUUCCAGUGAUUAGUUUUAUACCUAUUGUAGUAUGGGGAAGUGAGACUUAAUAGUUGUGAGCACAUUAAAUGUACUACUUAAGCCGCUGUUAGCCACAGAAGCAUAUUAGCUCAGAGUUGAUGCUAAAUGAAGGUUGACUGCAUGACAAGAUAGUUUUAGUUAACAUGCGCAUGUGUCAUUUUUAGUUUGGCAUCGAGACAAGUAUUUUUGUAAAGGAGAUGUUAAUGUCACAGCAGUUCAAUAACACCGAUUUGUACUGGGUUCCUUCCUGAUUUCACCACAUGCUUUCCUCAAGCUCAUCGCACAGGCCUUAACCCAACUGUCUGGUUCAGAAGAUGGAGUGACCCAGGUUGCCACAGAAUUUCCAUUUCAGCUCGACUUUAAUCAACACAAUACAAACACGCGGUGGAAUCAGCUCGCUCCUCGCCUUGAGCAAAGUAGAGCUGCAAACCAGCCAAGUCGAUAAUCCGGAUGGGCGGCAGACGACCAAACAUUACCGCACCAAGAUACUGGCUUUGACUUUUCUCUUUGCAUGACCACCCAAAAUAAUCCCAGUGUUUAAUGAAAAGAGUCAGACACUUUACUUUGUUGCAGCCUUUUACACAGAAGUGUUUUAUGUUGAUAUUUGUGUUUCGUAUGCUUAUGAAUGCAACUUGUAAGCAGAUAGAGGGUGAAAAUGGAUCCCUCCCCAAGAAAUGGUUUCCUAUUAUUUAUUUUUUUCAGUUCGAAUCAAAGAGUCGUAUCCUUUUAGAAACUUGGUGACUGUAUUUUCAUCUGGAUUUUUUAUUUUUUUUUGUUAGUAUAAUCUUUGUACAGAAUUCAUGAACUACUGAUUAUUCAUUUAUUGUCAUAUAUGUGGAUGGGCGGAUGGGUGGAUGGAUCAUUUAAGAACUAAACUUUUGAAACAGGAAUGCAUUUGCAAUUCCUUUGUGAAAGGAUAAUUUCUUGAGCGAAAAUCUGGGCAAGUUCUUCAUCCUGGCUUUCAACCGUGACAAUGGUAAUGUAAUAUUACUGUGUAACUGUUAUGCUUCUAAAAAGCCACUUGACGAAGGACUUUUGUUUAUGCAAAACAGAAAAUCAAGUGGGUUAUUAUUAUUAUUAUUAUUAUUAUUAUUAUUAUUAUUAUUAUUAUUAUUAUUAUUAUUAUUAUUGUUAUUAUUAUUAUCAUUAUUAUUAUUAUUAUAUGACGCUUUAAACCUAUAACAUACAAAAGAAAUACAUUUUUGUCUUUGGGGUGUGAAAGUCCUUUAGAGAGAAAAUGCAUUAAAUUUAAUCGAAUUCUCGCUCAUCUCAUGUGAAAUAGAGGCUGCAUUAGAAUGAAUGUCAUUGUGAUAUUUUAACAUGCAAAUAAUCAUUGUUUGCAGAUUCUAAAAUCAGCCUUGGCUUUAACAACAAAAACAAAAUGUAUGUAUGACUAAUGAUGUCCAUUGGUUUUCUUUACAGAAGAAAUGGAAUAAAAUGAAACAUUUAGACAUUUGGAUGGACAUGGCACUUCAACUCUGGGUUUCUGAUCAUGUCCAUCUGACAAUAGGUUCUUGCCAUUUAGUUUUUGUUUUGUUUUGUUUUGUUUUUUUCAAUUUCAUGUCAAGAAAAGGCUUUCCAGACACGUGUAAUGCAUAAUUCCAUCAAUAGCUUGAUGGCUUUAAGCUAGUGUCGUCAUGCAUAUGGAUACAUUCAGAAAUUACAAUUUUUUUUGUCCAGAUAUGUCUCACAGGUCUAAAGUGAGACAGAUCUGUAUAUUCGAUUACAUUUGAGACAUGAUUCAACAUGUGGCACACCCAUAGUGUGGAAUUCACCCUAUACAAACAUGUAAUAUCAGAUGACAAUGCAUGUGACCCUACAGAAAAAAACAUUUAAGUCGCUGUACAGUCAGAACUUAAAGCAAAAAAACAAUGUUCUUCAUUUGUGUUACUGAAUUUGUUAUGGUUGAAAGUCACAUGAAUUACCUAGCAUUGUUGAGUUCACUGGCCCAGAUAUAUGGAGAGACCAGCAAAUCCAAAUUUAUUGUACGUUGGCCUUUCAUUUUAACAUAGAAUGGAAUAUUAUACUUUCAGUACGGGAUGACAGUAAAUAAAGAAUUGCACCUCCAGCAUGUUCCAUCCAGCCUUGGUCCUGUAUGGAACGUAGUGGAUGGAUGGAUGGAUGGAUGGAUGGAUGGAUGACAGAUGAGUCUAACAUUACACUCACACACUGAGGUUCACAUCUGGAGUUGUCUCAAUUAGACUUCAGUCUUCUGUGUGAACUUUUACAACAAACAAUAUUUAACAAAGGGAGCUUUGACUUAUUUUGUUGCAAAAAAUAGUCUUAAUAGAACCAAUGAGUUUUUCAAAAUGUAAGACUGCUUGACAGAUUUUUUUUUCUUUCUUUUUUCAGUUGUUACAUUCUAUGGCAAUAUAAAGUAUAGUGGUUGUCUUUUGACUAUUUUAAUAUUCUUUGGAUAUAUUGGUUA